AUGUCCAUGGGCAUCAGCGACCGGAUGAACCAGCACGAGCGGGCAGACACGGACUCCGUUCAAACGAGCGCAUGCGUGGCGGUGGGCUGGCGCUGGUAUCCUCCCGCGGGACGGGAAGGCGUACGAAUGGCACGAGGCAAGUCUCAGACGCAUCAACCCGGCACCGCCGGCUCUACCCACUCCACCGCACAGUCGCCCAUGGCCCCGACCCAGUCCCGGACUCCCUCCACAAACCACCCGCUCGUCGUGCCCCCCCCAUGCCUGGCCGUCGCCCCCAGGCCGGACCGGCUGGCCCAGGCGGAAGUGCGCCGACGUGCAGCACACGCCGUCUUGGUAGCGCCACUGGAAACGCCGCCGGUCCAGCCGGAAGCGGGCGUCGUGCUCGGCCCUGCUGCGGUACACCUGGCGCACCAGCUUGGCCCGGGCGGCCUGCGUCGAGAGCGCCGGUAA
This is a messenger RNA of Ustilaginoidea virens, 450 nucleotides long. RefSeq lists its product as uncharacterized. The record is from RefSeq and is a predicted model, not a curated record. Lineage: Eukaryota; Fungi; Ascomycota; Sordariomycetes; Hypocreales; Clavicipitaceae. The transcript is spliced from 2 exons. Bases 1 to 450 code for a protein of 149 amino acids.